Messenger RNA from Ilex paraguariensis (yerba mate), 786 nucleotides. NCBI's taxonomy places the organism in Eukaryota, Viridiplantae, Streptophyta, Magnoliopsida, Aquifoliales, Aquifoliaceae. The record is from the annotation of a GenBank genome assembly.
AUGGCUUCGUUAUCUGCGAUCAGCGAGGAGCUUGCGGAGAUCGACGGACAAAUCGCCGAUAUCUUCCGUGCUUUAUCAAAUGGGUUUCAGAAAUUGGAGAAGAUGAAGGACUCCAACAGACAGAGUAGGCAGUUGGAGGAGCUCACUGGAAAGAUGCGUGAAUGCAAGAGGCUUAUCAAGGAGUUCGAUAGAGAAGCAAAGGAUAUGGAGUAUCAAAAUGACCCAGACACCAACAAGAUGUUGAAUGAUAAAAAGCAAUCAAUGGUCAAAGAGUUGAAUUCAUAUGUCGCUCUUAAAAAACAAUAUGCAAGCAAUCUUGAAACCAAGAGAGUUGAUCUCUUUGAUGGACCUGGGGAAGGGCUUGGUGAAGAAAAUGUCUUGCUAGCUUCAUCUAUGACAAAUCAGCAGCUAAUGGAUAAGGGAAAUCACAUGAUGGACGAGACUGACCAGGCCAUUGAGAGAUCAAAAAAGGUUGUUCACGACACAGUAAAUGUUGGAACAGAGACUGCAGCAGCUCUCAAGGCACAGACUGAACAAAUGAGUAGGAUUGUUAAUGAGCUGGACUCUAUUCAUUUCUCGAUUAAGAAGGCUUCUCAGCUGGUCAAGGAAAUUGGUAGGCAGGUUGCUACUGAUCGGUGCAUUAUGGCCUUUCUCUUCCUUAUUGUUAUCGGUGUCAUAGCUAUCAUUAUUGUUAAGCUUGUAAAUCCACAUAACAAAGACAUUCGGGAUAUUCCUGGAUUUGCCCCUCCUGCUCCUAGUAGAAAGUUGCUUUGGAGUCCUAAUUGA